This is a messenger RNA of Drosophila busckii, 1930 nucleotides long. RefSeq names its product synembryn (gene ric8a). NCBI's taxonomy places the organism in Eukaryota, Metazoa, Arthropoda, Insecta, Diptera, Drosophilidae. The record is from RefSeq and is a predicted model, not a curated record. Gene Ontology annotation, cellular component: cytoplasm. Bases 37 to 1620 code for a protein of 527 amino acids. Gene Ontology annotation, biological process: G protein-coupled receptor signaling pathway. The transcript has 2 exons. Gene Ontology annotation, molecular function: G-protein alpha-subunit binding; guanyl-nucleotide exchange factor activity.
AAACGCACUAAGCGCUGGCGGGCAGUGGACAUCAACAUGGAAGCGGAGCAGCUAAAACGCCUGGAACGCAAAGAAAGCGCACACAUAGCUGAAAUUUUAGAUGAAUUUAAUAAAAAGAAUGCAGAGCUGCUGGUAUUCGAUAGCUUCCAUACUGACAACCAAUGGCAUGAGCUGUGGCUGGCCAUAUUUGGUAUACUGGAGGAUAAGGAACUGGAAAAAGUGCAUGCGUUAUGUCUAAAUACAGUUCGAAUUUUGACGCGGGAUGAAUUUAGUUUGCAGACACAUUACAUUGAACAGGAGCUGGGAACGCUGCUACAACUGGCACGCCUAGAUGCGCAGGCAGAUGUGGAGUUACUUCGUCAGCUCAGCGCGCAGCAGGCAGAAAUUAUAGCUGAGGCCUUAAAGUGUUUAUGUAAUUUGGUUUAUCAAAGCGCAGAUUGUCGCAAGCAGUGUUUGCGACAACAUGGCCUCGAUGCGCUAGUGCAGCGGCUGAGUUUGGCCAGCAGCAUGCGCUAUCCUACAACGCUGGAGUACUAUGAUAUGAAGCUAUUGUUUCUACUCACAGCAUUGGAGACCACAGCACGCGUGCGUUUGCAGAAUGAGUUGAGUGGCCUAACCUACAUGACUAACUGGCUGGAUGAAAAGCUUAGUGAGCCCGGACUGCUGCAGAGCAAGGAACAGCAACAACUGUUGUGUGAGCUGCUAAAGGUGUUGUUUACGCUGACCAGCACCACGGAUAAAAGUCCCAAUGAGCAGGAGCUGCAGUGCUUGCAAUUGACGCGCGUGCUUCGUGAACUGUUACUUCACUUUGGUGACCAGCCCUCAUCGCGUGGCGUGCUAACGCAUGCCAUUAAUCUGCUGACGAACAUAAACAGCAGUUGCCUGGUGGAGCUGCUGAUAAAGUGCAAUCCAGUUGAUGCCAGCGAUGACGUCAACUGUUUUGAGCAGCGCAAUGUGCGUUGCCUACAGUUGUUGCUGGACUAUUUGCGUCAAGGACUCGCGCAGCAGCAGCUGGAAGCAAGUUCGCCGGAGCUGCUCUCGCCCGUGCUCACUGUGCUGGUUAAGUGUGCGCGCAGCAAUCGCAUUAUGCGACAUUAUCUACGUAAGCAGAUACUGCCGCCUCUCAAGGAUGUGAGUCAGCGUCCGGAGCUGGGCACGGAGCUGCGUAAUCAUCUUUGCCGCUUUCUUACGUUGCCUGCCAUGAUACUGCGUGAUCUUGCCGCCGAACUGAUCUUUGUGCUGUGCAAGGAGAAUGUAGCACGCAUGAUUAAGUAUACAGGCUAUGGCAAUGCUGCCGGACUCUUUGCCAAGCGUGGUCUGCUAGACUGUCGGCGUGUGGAAAACACGGAUUACUCUUCGGAUAGCGAGAAUAGCGAUACGGAGGAAUACAAACAACAGCAGGCUUGUGUUAAUCCUGUGCUUGGCUGUGUGGAGCAGCCUAAGCGUAAUCCUUUAGAGGGAAUGUCUGAGGAGCAGCAGGAGUAUGAAGCCUUACAGCUGGUCAAGCUCUUGGAACAACUGCGUCAGGAUGGCGUUGUCCAGCCUGCAUUAAUCGAUAAGGAUGGGAAGCCGCAGCCCUUAGAGCAUAUACUGCAGCUGCAGGAGCAGCGUAAAUCCUAAAAACUACAACGUACGAUAUAUUCGUUAAAAACUGCUAAUACAAUCGUUUGGGGUCUUCCACACAGAGAAAAAAGUACGGAAAACAUUCAAAUGCAUUCACACAUUUAUCGAUAGACAAAUUGUAUUUAGUAUUUCUCUUUAGUAUUUUUAAAUGAGAGUGAGAGAGAGCGCAGCAAGCACGCAAACAAGCUUGUCAUUAUUUAAUAUUUAAGCAGCAAGCUCAACCAAAAAUCAAAUCUUAAAACUAUUUAUGUGUGUAAACAAAAACAUUUUCCAUUCUCCUAUAUAGAGCUUUAUUGUGUUCAAUUUG